This is a messenger RNA of Penicillium macrosclerotiorum, 1062 nucleotides long. Its product is annotated as NAD(P)-dependent alcohol dehydrogenase. The transcript is spliced from 4 exons. Gene Ontology annotation, molecular function: L-iditol 2-dehydrogenase (NAD+) activity; zinc ion binding. Lineage: Eukaryota; Fungi; Ascomycota; Eurotiomycetes; Eurotiales; Aspergillaceae. The coding region runs from base 1 to 1062 and encodes 353 amino acids. Gene Ontology annotation, biological process: D-sorbitol catabolic process. The record is from RefSeq and is a predicted model, not a curated record.
AUGGAAAAUCCAUCAUUCGUCUUACGCGCCGUCAAGGACGUUGUCAUAGAGGACCGCCCCAAGCCUGUCCUCAAGGACCCCCACGAUGUUAUCGUCCACGUUGCGCAGACCGGUAUCUGUGGUAGCGACGUUCACUACUGGCAACGCGGUCGCAUUGGCGAUUGCAAGCUCACCGGCCCCAUGGUGCUGGGCCACGAAUCCUCGGGUGUUGUCGUCGAGACUGGUGACAAGGUGACAGACCUUAAACCUGGCGAUCGAGUUGCCAUGGAGCCUGGCGUCCCAUGUCGACGUUGUGAGUACUGCCGAAAGGGCUCCUACCUUCUCUGUGGUGAUAUGAUCUUUGCUGCCACACCACCCUGGGAUGGUACCCUUGCCAAGUACUAUGUCAACGCCGCCGACUUCUGCUACAAGGUCCCUGAUUCAAUGACAUUGGAGGAGGCGGCGAUGGUCGAGCCUGUCUCUGUUGCAGCGGCUAUCGCUAAGACAGCCGAGCUGUGUGCACACCAGACCGUACUUGUUCUUGGGUGUGGUCCAAUUGGUGUUUUAUGCCAGGCCGUCGCCAAGGCCUAUGGAGCUAAGACCGUUAUUGGUGUUGAUGUUGUUCAGUCUCAUCUUGAUGUCGCGAAGUCAUAUGGUACCGACCAUCCGGGCGCGGACCCUAUGGAACAUGCGGAGAAGGUUGCACUACAGAUGAACAAAGAAUUGGGACUUGGUGAUGGUGCGGAUGUUGUUCUUGAAUGUUCUGGCGCAGAGCCUUGUGUUCAAAUCGGUAUCUACGCGGCCAAGAGGGGGGCCACCUUUGUGCAGGCUGGCAUGGGCAAGGAGAACAUCAACUUCCCUAUUACCGCUGUCUGUACCCGUGGGUUGGUAAUCAAGGGAUCAAUUCGCUACUUGGCUGGCUGCUAUCAUGCUGCCAUUGAUCUGAUCGCUAAGGGUCAAAUUGAUGUCAAGCGUCUGAUUACAAACCGCUACAAAUUUGAGGAGUCAGAGCAAGCCUUUGCGCUUGUCAAGGCUGGGCGCCAAGAUGUAUUCAAAGUUAUGAUUGCCGGUGUUGGCUACUAA